GAAGUCUUCUAACCUAAUACUGGUAGGAGUCAUUCAUUGAAGUUAUUUUGAAUGUAGAGUCGUUCCUGGUGUGAGGAAGGACGCCAGCAUGGCGGUUAGAUUGAGGGAACUGAUCAGGAGCGUCAGGCAGUGCAAGACAGCAGCCGAGGAACGCAACGUUAUUGCGAAAGAAAGUGCUGCCCUCAGAAAUGCGUUUCAGGAGCAGGACGUCACUUACAGACACAGAAAUGUGGCCAAGCUCAUGUACAUACAUAUGCUUGGAUACCCUACGCAUUUCGGCCAGAUGGAGACCCUGAAGCUGAUUGCAGCGACCGGCUUUGCUGAGAAGAGGAUGGGCUACCUGGGGCUUAUGAUCCUGCUGGACGAGAGGCAGGAGGUGUUGAUGCUCGUAACAAACUCCCUGAAGAACGAUCUGAACGCGCGAAACCAGUACAUUGUGGGCCUGGCAUUGUGCGCACUAGGCAACAUCUGCUCGGCGGAGAUGGCUCGGGACCUGACGCCAGAGAUCGAGCGCCUGCUGCAGAGCAGCAACUCCUACAUCAGGAAAAAGGCCGCCCUGUGCUGCACACGGAUCAUCCGCAAGGUGCCGGACGCAGUGGAGGCAUUCCAGGACGCUGCAGCCAAGCUGCUGGCCGACAGGCACCACGGCGUCCUCCUCACAGGCGUAACGCUGAUGCUGGAGAUCUGCGCUGUGGAGCCUGCGGCUGUGGAUGCGUACCGGCGGCAGGUGCCGUCGCUGUGCAAGAUCCUGCGCAGCCUGCUCAUGAGCGGGUUUGCGCCGGAGCACGAUGUCAGCGGCAUCACCGACCCCUUCCUGCAGAUCCAGGUGCUGCGGCUGCUGCGGGUGCUGGGCGCGGGCAAUGCGGCGGCCAGCGAUGCGAUGAGCGACAUCCUGGCGCAGGUGGCGACCAACACGGAGGGAACGCGCAACGCUGGCAAUGCCAUCCUCUACGAGUGCGUCCAGACCAUCAUGGGCGUCGAGUCCUCCGGCGGCCUCCGCGUCCUCGCCAUUAACAUCCUUGGCCGGUUUCUGGCGAACAAGGACAACAACAUUCUGUACGUGGCGCUGAAUAUUCUGGCACGAGUGGUGAGCGUGGAUCUGCAGGCCGUGCAGCGCCACCGCUCCACCGUCGUCGAAUGCGUCAAGGACGCUGACGUGUCCAUCCGCAGGAGGGCGCUGGACCUGGUGUAUGCGCUGGUGAACGAGGGCAACAUAACAGCGCUGACUAAGGAGCUGCUGGAUUACCUCAAGGUGGCCGACGCCGAGUUCAAGCCCGACCUCACCGCCAAGAUCGCAGCGCUCGUGCAGCGCUUCGCCCCCGACAAGAGAUGGCACUUUGACUCCCUCCUACAGGCGCGCUGCGCGCUCCUUUUGGCGCCGCAUUGCUUUCCCUUGCAGGGAUCCUGGGUGGACUCAGUGCUAGGCCCAGUGAUGACUCAGGCGGGCGGCGACGUGAAGGAGGAGGUCUGGCGUGCGUUCAUAGUGCUGCUGACCAACGCACCUGAGCUGCACGCGUACGCGGCACGCAGCCUGUUCCGCAGCCUGCGAGAGCACCUGGCAUCGGCCGAGCUCAGCCUGCUCGCCACCGCCACCUGGUACAUCGGCGAGUAUGGGGAGCUGCUGGUAAGGGGAGGUGCCUUACUGGAGAGGGAGGAUGCGCUGUCAGUGGGGCCGGCCGAGGUGGUGGGCUUGUUAGAGGCGGUGCUGCAGCGGCCGGGGCUGCAGCCGCAGUGCCGCAACUACUUGCUCACCGCGCUCAUGAAGCUCUCCACGCGCUUCCCCGACCAGGCCGACCGCAUCAAGGGGCUGCUGGCGCAGCACAAGGGCAGCGCGCAGCUGGAGUCGCAGGCGCGCGCGGUGGAGUACGGGCAGAUCUUCCAGUACGGCGAACUACGGAACCAGCUGCUGGAGCAUAUGCCCCCGCUCGACCCCGCCGCCUACGCGCGCUCCGUCGCCGCUGCCGGCACCCUCAACUCUGCCCCCCCCACCCUGGCCCCCACAAAUGGCAACGUGGUGAAGGACCUGCUGAGCCUCGACGACGACGAUGACAUCACGCCGGCCCCAUCGGCCCAGGCCUCUUUCGCCGAUGAUCUGCUGGGCCUCUCGGCAGCGCCGGCUGCCGCGCCCGGCGGGACGGUUGCACAGGCCGCCUCGCCGCUCGACCUGCUCAGCCUUCUGGAUGAUCCUGCCCCCGUUGCAUCGACCUCCGGCGCAGCGUCGCAGCCACCGCCGGAUCUGUUUGGUCUCGGGGACGCGCAGGCGCCGGCCGCGGCGGCCGCCUCAGACCCACUGGCCGACCUCGGCUUUGGCGCGCCGGCCGCGCCAGCUGCCGCCCCGGCCUUCCAGCCGAUCACGGUGUUUGACAAGGACGGCGUGCGCGUCGGCUUUGCCUUCACCAAACCUCCUGGGCAGCCAGGCCUCACAGACAUCAGCGCAAUCUUCUCCAACUCCGGCGCUGCCCCUGCAGCGGUGCCAAAGUUUAUGCAGCUGAAGCUGGACUCAGCCUCCGGCUCCACGCUGCCGCCAAUGGGCGGAGGCAACGCCACGCAACAGCUGCACGUCAACAACAGCAUGCACGGCCAGAAACCGCUGGUCAUGCGUCUGCGCAUUGCGUACACUCUUGGUGGCGAGAACAAACUUGAGCAGGUGGAGGUCAAGAACUUCCCUGCCGGCUUGUGAUCAGCAGUCCGAUCGCAGGCUAUUGCAGCAGUGCUCUUGGUGAGAGGAGUUUUCUACUGUGCUCUUUGGCCAUUUCCAGCACCGUAAAACGUUUUCUUUGUGGGUUUAGAAACUCAAUCUCAGUAAAACGAUCUUGGAGUGCGGUGCGUUGUAAUUUCUGGUCGUCUAUUGGGGAUUUUAUCCUUGCCAGAUAGAAUGUAAUACAACGAGGG
Messenger RNA from Coccomyxa subellipsoidea C-169, 2892 nucleotides. RefSeq names its product Adaptor protein complex AP-1 gamma subunit. The transcript has 13 exons. The coding region runs from base 89 to 2680 and encodes 863 amino acids. Gene Ontology annotation, cellular component: Golgi apparatus; AP-1 adaptor complex; membrane coat. Gene Ontology annotation, biological process: receptor-mediated endocytosis; intracellular protein transport; Golgi to vacuole transport. Lineage: Eukaryota; Viridiplantae; Chlorophyta; Trebouxiophyceae; Coccomyxaceae. Gene Ontology annotation, molecular function: clathrin-cargo adaptor activity. The record is from RefSeq and is a predicted model, not a curated record.